This is a messenger RNA of Rotaria sp. Silwood2, 951 nucleotides long. The record is from the annotation of a GenBank genome assembly. NCBI's taxonomy places the organism in Eukaryota, Metazoa, Rotifera, Eurotatoria, Philodinida, Philodinidae.
AUGAGUGAACCACCUUCUACAGAGAAACGGUUGCAAAAUCAAGAAAUCAAGGCUACUCGUAUCUAUAUAUUUUUAUUUAUAUUAUGUUUAAUUGCUGCUCUUCUGUAUUCUGGUCCAUUCAGUGAAGAAAGAGAAUCUAUUAAAAUAAAAUUUCCAACAAUAGAUAUUGUCAACGAUCUUCAUCAAAACAAUAUAUCAAGUCUUUCAUGUCCUUGUUCAAAAGCAGCUAUUCCUUAUUCGAAUUUUUUAUUAAUAAGACCAAAAUAUCAUUCAAUAUGUUCAAGUGAAUAUAUUUCUCCAUCAUACAGUAUGAAUUUAUUAAAAAAUAAUGAUAAUAUAUCAUUAGCAUUAAGUAGUCAUUAUCGUUUAUUAUCAUCACUUUGUCAUUCAUCUUAUCAUUUCAUUGAAAAUGCAACCAAUAUCUUUGAUACUCGUGAAUUAGUAACUGUAGAAACAUUAACUCGUUCUUCAUUUGAUAUUCAAACAAAAUCGUUACUUUCAACAUUUAUUUCUAAAAUACCAGCUGAUUAUCGUCGUACACUUUCAUUUAUAGUUAAUUCAUUUAGUGUUAAUCAAUUAUUACAUCUUUUUACAAGUAAUUGGCAAGUUGAUUUUACUGAUGAAAAUGAAAAUAAUGUAAUAAAAACAUUUCCACGACGUUUUUCAUCAUCAAAUUGUAGCUGUGCAAUAUCAUCGAAUUGUAGUGAACAACUAACAGAUGAUAUUCUUAUUGGUUGUUUUCCAUAUGACGGAUUUCGUUUAUCAAAAUUUGAAAAUUUUUCAUUAGGAAAAUUAAGUGAUCAAUUAUUUGUAGACAUAUGGAUAAAUAAAACUAAUUAUACAAAUUACUUUGAAACAUGUAGACCAUUAGAAUGUCAAUAUACAUUACCAAAUAAAAACAAUCUCAUUAUUAUGUUAACAACUCUUUUAGGAUUAUAUGGAGGUAUAUAA